Molecule: messenger RNA, 3799 nt
Organism: Zerene cesonia (dogface butterfly)
Lineage: Eukaryota; Metazoa; Arthropoda; Insecta; Lepidoptera; Pieridae
Exons: 15
Coding region: 59-3355 (1098 amino acids)
Source: RefSeq, a predicted model, not a curated record
GCUCGAAACAAGUGUCGUGCGCACGCGCAUACCGCAGUCUCUCGCAUGGUCUAAAAACAUGCGGUCGUGUUUGGCGCUCACUUGCGCCAUUUUCAUAACAGGUUAUAGCGUUGCUGCUACAUCCUCCAGUCCUGCAACUACAAUCAUUCGUAAUGUAGGAGACUCUUUAGAUGUGUCAGUUGUAACUCUCAGCGCUGAAAUAGAACAAUGCUAUUUACAAAACCCACAUGGCAAUACGAUUCAAUUCAAACCCAAUGACGAGUCAGAUGAAAGAUACCAGUUACUGGAAGAUUCGGAAAUGGUGAGCCUCUGCCGCGCACGUAUCCUGAAUUUGACACCAAAUGAUAAUGGAAUUUGGACUUUAAAUGCAGUGAGCUUGUCAAAGGAAACCUUGCUUCAAUCCUACAAUGUCACCGUUUAUGUAGUACCAGAAUAUCUACCAGAAAAACAGAUUGAUACUACCAUUGGAGGCGUACACGAGAUCUCGAUUUCCGAACCCGAUUUUGACGUGAGUGAAUCUUGUGAGAUCAUUACUCCAGACGGCGAAAGGCAUUCCUUAAAAGAAGUUACAUUAGCCGGUGUGGAAACACACAGCACUGAUAAAUCCAGCUGUCGUGUAAAAAUGACCGUUCUAUCAAAAGAUUUUGUCGGUAGAUGGACUUUAGUUACACGAGGUCUAACAUUUGAGAAGAGAUUGCCGUUCAUAAUUUCUGUCGAAGAUACUGAUACUUCAACUAGUACUCCGUCAACAACGACUAACCUGGAAGAAGGCGACAAUUUAAAUAUAUCAGUAAUUACAAACGACAAAGAAGUCCAAGAGUGUUAUUUAAAAACCCCGAGUGGUGCUACUAUUCGAUUUAAACCAAACGACGAAUCUUAUGAAAGAUUUAGAUUACUGGAAGAUGUAGAAUCAGAAAGUGGUUGCCGAAUAAAGAUUUUCAAUUUGACUCCAACUGAUAAUGGACUAUGGAUUUUAAAUGCAGUGAAUUCCAAUGGAGAAACCCUAUCACAGUCGCAUGAUGUAAUCGUUAAUCCAGCACCAGUCACUACUACUGCUCCAACAUCGACAACUCCCCUCCCAAUAGUAAUUAGCCGAAUAGAAGGAGAGUCUUUGGACACCGCAGUAUUAACAUACUCUGCUCACAUAACCAAAUGUUACUUACAACCUCCAUCUGGCCCUAAUGUUUAUUUCAAACCUGAAGACGAAUCUGGUGAAAAAUACGAGUUAUUAGAAAAUUCAGAAAAUGUGAGUCAGUGCCGUGUUCGGAUCCUCAAUUUAUCUUUAGAUGAUAUUGGGCUUUGGAUUUUAACUGCAGUUGAUAGUGAAGGGAAAAUUCUGAUUCAAGAAUAUGAUGUAAAUGUGGUACAAGGUAAUAAAGAUCAAAUAGAAUAUCUUCCGUCGCAAGAAAUAUCAGCAUCUCUUGGUAGUGUUCACAGCUUUUUUAUCCAAGAACUUGGCGCUUAUGUCAGUGAAACGUGUUCGAUAGUCAAUCCAGACGGCAAGCAAUUUGACUUGAAUAAAGAUAAAGUUGAUGGUUUAGAAUUACAAACAAGUUCAGAUUUUAAUUGUGGUGUAAAAAUCACCGUCUUGUCAGAAGAUUUUGUUGGCAAUUGGACUUUAAUCGCGAAUGGCUUGAGAUUUGUAACGAAAGUGCAGCGAAGGUUGCCGAUCGUGAUUGCUGUUGAAGAGACAGUGCCAGCAAGCCCCAGUAAAAUAGUUGUUGGGUAUAACAACGACUUCCACGUUGCAUUAGCAAACCCAAUCUCAGAGCCGGAGACGUGCAAACUGUAUGAACCUUACGGCAACGAGCAUUUUGACCAUUAUGAUAUGAAAUCUGAUAGAUGCGCGUUUCUAGUAAAGGGUGUUCGUAGCGCCAAUGGCACGUGGACAAUUGUAUAUGGCACCCGCAUUAUAUAUAAAGCAUAUAUCGAGGUGACCGUUGUAGAACCAAACGAAGGGUUACAAACGUUAAAACUUAGGUGGGCACUAAACAGUAAAGUUCAAGAAGUACUUGGACCAGAAGAUGCUAUUUACUGCAAAGUAACUGAUCCUGAGACGCGAAUUGUUUACGAUGGAUUUGGAAGAUGUCAAAUAAAUAUAGAUAGAGUAUCCCAAGAACAUUUUGGACAGUGGAAUAUGUAUGUAAGUCUAGACGGCCAUGUGCUUCCAGAGGAAUACUCAUUUAGCGUGGUCACUUCAACUGAUACCGUCGAUCCCAGGCCGCAUGUUUUGACUCAUGUGGAAGUAAACAGGCCAACCAUAUACAUGGCUUGUUCUUUACCGGGCUCAGUCAAUGUUACUACAUGUACCUUCCGGGACCCUAAGGGAAGAAUGCUGUUAGCCCAUAAUGGAGUCACCCAAGGGAGAUAUGGCUACCACGGGACAAGGAUUAGCUACGAGACGAGAGCUCUUAAUCACACAUGUGGUCUUCUUAUCACGGAUCCAAUUAACGAGGACGUUGGGUUCUGGCGAUGCGCCAUACAAACGCAAAACGAUAUUCACUAUGGUCAUAUAAAUGUUCCGACUCCUUGGUUCAUGCGAGACCCAGAGGAUGUAGCUCUUCUUGAGAAACAGCCAAGACUAACCGCAGAGCAUUCAACUGUGAGGGCGGUGGUGGGACAAACAGUGACUAUGUCCUGUUCCAUCCCAGCUUCUUUCCAGUACUGUUACUUCAGGGCUAGAAACGGCACCAUAUAUCAUGUGGCACCUUAUCUAGACCGCUACGUGGGCGCCGGGUUCGAAGCCGGCGAGUGCGGGAUUCGAUUCCCAUCGCUCGCAGUUUCUGAUUCUGGCCCUUGGAGCUGUCACGUUGGCUUCGACUGGAAAGAUCCUGACCAAAGCGUCACCUUCGAUGUUCAAGUAAAAGAGGCGUUAACAGUGAAACAGACAGAGCGUGGUAGGUCCAUGAGAGUCAGCGCAACAUUGAAUUACUAUAAUUAUAUUAACUACUGCGUCUUCGUGAGAAUCGAUGGACAAAGUUUUACCACCCAAAAAUGGUCCGCUGGCUACAAUGGGCGGGUGUCUGAUGAUUUAGUAAGCUGUGAGCUCAAUAUAGAUGAAUCUACGGCCAUUGACCGUAACCCAUGGACUGUAAUCGCUAAAAUUAGUAGGGGGCCAAGUGUUCAGGGCACGUCCAUACCAAGAAGAGUGAGUUACAGGUUCCGCUUCCCGACAUUAUGGCUGAUCGUGAUGGUGGCGGGAUUGUGUCUAGCAAUGUUGGGCGCCAUCUUAACUCCAAACAAGAACAGACGCUGGGUUGCCGCGCGGGCUAGUGCCGCUUCUAACUCGUUCAGAAACAGCAUUAGACGCUCGUUCAGAAAAGAUAAGGACCACACUACUGCGGUCGCUGCAUGAACACGAUAAAAUAAUAGAACUUUUUAUUUCAUGUCAUUAAAUUUCGUUGUCGGAAUUUAAUAAGAAAUUACAAAUACUUAAUAAAUAAAUAAAUUGAAAGUGUUUGAUGAACAAAACAAAAACACUAGGAAUUAAGAUCAUCUGAUUUUGGGAAUGCUGAUCAGAAAUUAAUAAUUUUUGCAAUCGUAUUUUUGCGAUAUAUAGAUAGAUUUGCCCUUUGCCAUUUGCCGCCAUUUAAAAAUUUCUAUAACGUUAUCCUUUUUAUUAGUGUAUAUUUUAAAAAACUUUUUUGUAAAAAUACUUACCUCUGAUGACUUAGCUAAACUUAUUUAUAUAGUUUGUAAUAUAUCUUGUAUUUGACCUUUGUUUUUAAAUUAUUUUUAUCAAAAUGACUGUAAGCAAUAUGUACUUAAUAUUUAAUUACCAAAAUACAUGCAUUUAAUA